CAAAAAGGGUGCUGUUGGAUUGGCACAUCAGCUCACACAGCCAAAUGAUACUACUCCAAAAGAGAGAUCAUUGUUCAUCCUAGCAUCAUCAUAUUUUUAUGCCUUUUUAAUGCAUCUAAUCAUCAUCUUUUUUCCCCCUUAAAGGAUCCCAUACAUUCAGAAUCCAUCAAAAUAAUUGGUAACUUUAUACUGCUUUUGCUAAUAAGACAUUAAGGCACAGACCCCAAUACCACAGGAUGGUACCCAACAUUUACCCAUUUUACAUUAUUUCUCUUUUUCCUCUUCUGUAAUCUUCUGUAGUUGGAAUACAAGAUUACAAAUACCUGGGACAGCACAGAGGUGAUGCAUGAGCCGGUGAUCAUCAGAUUUGAGGCAGGUGACCAAGGAUUAAUAAUGAAAGUGAAUUCCCUAUUCUUUGAUGACCCUUCUGCCCCAUCUGGUGAGCCAGGAAAGCCUUUUGAUGGACUCUGGGAUUAUGAAGUUGUUGAAUCCUUUUUUCUGAGUAGUGAGACUAAAGACUAUCUCGAAGUGGAACUUUGCCCGCAUGGACAACAUCUUGUAUUAUUGCUCUCUGGAGGAAACUGUUUUGAAAAAGGACUCGACUUGAUAUUUAAAGCAGACAUAAACUGGAACAAAUGGAAUGGCACAGCACUUAUUCCUUGGAGGUAUUUCCCACCUGGUGUUGACAAGAUGAAUUCCUACGCCAUCCAUGGGUCUGGAAUUGGAAGAACAUAUGAGGCACUUUAUCCAAUACCUAGAGAGGAUAUUGAACCAGGACAGGGGCCUAAUUUGUAGAAAUAAGGAGAACAGGCAUCUGGCAAGAUAUUGUCUGUUGGGGUCCCUCAGCUCUGGAGCUCAUUCUCCUUCUUGGUCUGACAGAUCCCAAAUCUCUUGAACUUUAAGGCAUGUGAUGUUAGACUCAUCUGUUUUCUUAUACUCCUAAUGAAGUGGCAACAUGAGGAACAUGGGAUGGACAAAUGGAGGGGGAGGUAGGGCUGGGUGAGUUACUUACCACUUGAAGAGAUGCUUAAAAUAAAGGUAAGCAAAAUGAAUACCAGAUAAGAAUAUGGAGCAAAAGGCAAACUGAUGUAAAUAAAAAUGAAAAUAAAAAAUGUUUCAUUAUCUCUAGAUUCAUACUGUGGCUGAUAUGAUAUGAAUAGAUAGAUACUAGCUAUACGUAUGAGGAGGUAUAAAUGGUUGCUAUUGUAUACUAAAUGGAAUAAAGGCAUUUUUUAAAAUCAGAAACAUGCAACAUCAAACAUAAUGAGAGUCAAGUGAGAGAGGUAUUUGAGACUUUACUCCUCUUCAGGUUGGAGUGAAACCAGAUUCAUAGCUGUAGAAGAACUCCAUAAACAUAAUUCACUGAAAUGAGAGUGUGAUAAAAGACCUUUUGCUUGCCUUUUGCAGGGAUAAAUUACACCCAAAGCUACAGAAACGUUCUUUUCUAGGUUCAGAUUAAGUGGGCUUGUAUAAUAAACAUUUCUGUAACAUUCAGCUACUUAAGCCCAGACAGCUCAAUUAGGGCUGUGCGAUAAAAUACAACUUCUGUGCACUUUGUGAGCACUUAAUGUGACUGAAAGCCUGUUAGCAAGAAAUCUUUCUGAAAAUAGGUCCUGUCAAGUGUUUAAGGAAAUUGAAUUGGCAUUGUAUUUAAAUCACAAAGCUGAAAACCAGGAGAUUUCUGGAUGCUGAGUAAUUUAAUUAUAUUGUCAUAUUUGAGUUUCUUUGCUGUCUGAGUCUCCUUUAUUUAUUAUAUUUAAUACAUUAUAAAGCUAUGAAAAAAAGAAGGGGAAGUUACUCACGCAAGCUGACAAAAGCCAGGAAAUUUAAAGUUAAUGCUGACAACGCCAUCCUCAUUUUAUGGAGUUAUCUACAAAACGCUGUUCCAUCAUGGGAACUAAGGUUAGAGUGUCAACUCUGUGACUUUGAACUUUGCAUUUGUUCAUUUGCAAAACAAUUUUUUAAAAAAUCCUAGGAUUUUCUAAAAAAAAUCUUGUGAAGAGCACAGAAAGCAAUCGUACAGCCUACGUCACAAUUAUGUAGUCUCUUAUCUAUAGUAGAAAUUAAGCAAAUGCAUAGUUUGUCAUAAUACAAACAUUUGUUCUUGUUACUACAGCUUGGAAUGAUUCCAUCAGCUUCAACAACUGCUAUGAAUUUGAUCUGAGAAAUAACAAGACAUAAUGUCAGCACAAUAAUAUAGACCAAGAUAAACUCAAUCAAGCAAAGCUCAAUCAGGCACAGGAGCAACAGGCUGCUCUGAAAUAGUGUUACAGACUUUUCAAAAUUAUCUGUGUGCCAGAGGACCCCCGCAUGUGUGCUUUCCACCCUAUGCUCCAGGAACAAUUUGGAGGCAGAGUGUUCUUGUGGUGGGCACAUGCAACUGAAAGCUAGAAAACUUUGGCUCUUGUCCCAGGUCUGUCACUUAGUUGGUUUAUAUGAUCUUGGACAAGUCACUGUGCCUCCAUUUCCCCUUUGGUAAAAUUUAGGGUGUGGUGAGGCUAAGUCAAUUAAUGUUUAAGAAUACUCUAAUGGUCCCUUCUGGCCUUAAACUCAAUGAAGUUAUGAAGGGCUUAAAGUCACAUCUGGGGAUUCAGCUCAUUGUUUAGAAAAAUGAAUACUUUAAACAAAUACCAAGUCCAGCCUCAUAAGAAGAAAGCACUAUAUCGCAUUAGCAAUCCCAGAAGACAACCCCUGUCUACUUUUAAUUGCUUUUCCUGAUGGAAAUGAGGAGUCUAGACCCCUUAAACACUAGUAAUUAUUCACCUGUUGAGUGAAGGACCACAGGGAGACUACUUUUAGGUGUAUUAAUUAUAUUUAGAUAUGGUAUGUAUGCAUUGUAUUCUGAGGAGAGGAUAGGACUGGCUUGGAAUUUUUUUGGUGAAUGUAAAUUAAGUAAUAUUUUGGGGGUACCUUAUAAACAUAUAAGUAAAGAUUCAUUCACAAAAUGAUUGUGUAGUUAAGGAGAUCAAAUAAGAUCUCAGUUUUCUUUCACCAAUUCAAGUGGCUGCAAAUGUUUCUGGAGAUAUUACACCAGCCAUAAUUAACAAUAAAAGUUUUAUUUUUAGUAUGGAUCAGAUAACAAUCUGCAGGCAGCCACUGUUAAUUUUAUAAUUUAUGUAGCAUAAAUAUGUUAGGAACUGUAUAUAGUGUGAGAUGGAUACUCGGCAAGUGCUGAUGUUUCACGCUGAUGUAGCUUGAAGAUGACAGUUCCAUCUUGUCAUACUAACAAAGUGAGAAAUUGCUGUUCCCUUUAGGGCAGAGAGCAGCUAUGAAAAUCAAUGUUUGGGAUGCCAUUUUUGCACAAUAACAGUUUCAAAUGUGUUUGUUAGUUUUACAUUUUCUGAUUCACAAAUAAUCAGAAUACAGAGUAUUUUGGCAAAUAUUAAUUAUGUUAAAGGCCUAUCAUAUGAUUAUGAAUGCUCUUUUAAUUUCCGUUUUAUUGCUCAGUAGGAAAAAUCAUCAACGCUUCUGAGUAAAAGUAAAUAUUGAGAUGUUGCAAUUUUCAUUUGACGAACCAGUCAAAUAUUUACUAUGACAUAGUAAACUGUUUUUCAUUAUUUGCUGGAACACCUCUUGUACUGAAUGAUUUAAUUAUAUACCGAGGAAGUUGCUUUUGUGUUCAGGUAACAAUUUAAAUAUGGUACAGUUGAAAAUAACAGCUGAAGGCUAACAGAAAUGGAUUCUAUAUCCUUAUAAGGACGCAGGUACACCACUAUUUGUUUUUCUUGGUGGGUUUAUUUUUAUGGUAAACAUCAAGUGGAAUUAUUACCUUAUAACUGUGAUAUAACAAUUAGCUAUAUUUGAACUUGGUCAGUGAUUACAGAGAUUUCUAGGGCUAUUCCAUAUUCUUAAGAAAAAUACCAAAUGGGUUAUUAACAUUUUUACAUCUACAUUCUGUAUGUGCAGUUCAUAAAGAGAAAGGAAGGAGCUAUUCUACUAGGUUGUUUUGGAAUCCAGAAGUAGGGAGCAUAAAGGAGUUGUGAAUGAGAGUGCAAUAAGGAUACUACUAGAGAGAUGCCAAGAAGGGGGAUAUGUGCGUCACAGAUAUCUAUGGGUAUUGACAUAGACUGGCUGCUUCACACAGACUGUGGCAUGCAAGAGAUGUGGAUCCCUGUGUGGAUCCUGGUACCCUAUCCCUUCAUGCGAUGCAGUGGGACUGCAAGAGUUCUGUUGCCCCCACAGAAUAAUACCUUUAGCAUGGAUGAUUAUUAUUUAUUUUACAAUUAUUCUGUAGUAGCUCCUAAUGGCCACAACCAGGCUGGCCUCCAUUGUACCAGAUGCUGUACAAUCACACAGUAAAUGAUAAUUAGGUCCCUAAAGAAACCUUAAAAAUCCAUGGGAAUUCACUAGACCCCCUCAUGGGAUAAUGGAGAAUCAAGAGGGCCUCACUAGAAGAUGAUGGUGAGUACCUUUGAGGUGAGGUUUCACUUUCGGACAGCCCUAGUAAAGAUUCUUUGCGUCAUAGGCAUCUGCAAUGAAUCCUUAAUGGUGCUAGGGCAUUUAUGGACUUAUCACUGUAGAACAUACAGAGCCUGAUUCACCAUUACCUUGCACUUUGUAUAGUCACUUUCACCCAGGUGGCAGGUCAGACUUAAAAUCUAUCUCUUUUUAGUUAAUAAACUUGUUUUCUUGUUUUAUCUAAUCCAGUGUGUUUAAGUUAAAGUGUCUGGGUAAGUCCAUUUAGUUUAAGUUCUGAGUAUAUUAUUCCCUUAAAGGAAUCAUGGAUUUAAUAUGUUUGGACUGUCCAGGAGAGGUCUGGGCAGUACAAGACAUACAUUUCUGUGGGGAAGUCUGGGACCGGGACUGUGUUGAGGUCACCUUGUAGUAUAACCAAGGCUGGUGAGAGCCAGGGUGUGAAUGGCAGGCUGCAGUUACAGAAACACAUCUUGGAGUGACCUACAUGCUGGCAAGCCAUUUGUGAGUGGUCCAGGUUGGGAGCUACAACACUAAGGCAUUGCAAGACACCUCAGGUUGCAGGGCCCUCACAGGUGUAGAUUGCAUUCUGGUAUGUCACAGUGGGUAUAAAAUAUUCCCGUUCAGAUUAGAUAGUGUAUAGUACUCAUUUUGUGUAUGUGCAAAUGGUUACAGAAGGUGCAAAGUGGAACAUCAGUUCCAUGAUACUUCCUGUGUACUAAUGAAAAAAGAAAAGGAGUACUUGUGGCACCUUAGAGACUAACAAAUUUAUUUGAGC
This is a messenger RNA of Chelonia mydas (Green sea turtle), 5191 nucleotides long. Its product is annotated as UPF0462 protein C4orf33 homolog. The coding region runs from base 343 to 795 and encodes 150 amino acids. The record is from RefSeq and is a predicted model, not a curated record. The transcript is spliced from 5 exons. Lineage: Eukaryota; Metazoa; Chordata; Testudines; Cheloniidae.